CCCAAGGCCCCUGAUGCCGCCUCGAAUGCCGCUGGGAGCGCCCCGGGCUCUGCCGUUGCGACGGGCGCUCUGGGUCCGCCUGCAGUCUCAGCGGAGGUUUGCCUCGAGCUCCGCAGAGGCACUCGAUGUCUACGACGUCGUCUGCGUAGGCGGAGGACCGGCCGGCCUGAGCCUGCUGACAGGCCUCAAGGCAUCGCCCGUCACCAGCGGGCUCAAGGUGGCCUUGAUCGAGGGCCAGAAUCUGCACAAGAGCCGCCUGGCGCAAGACGCCAGCCUCGAGAGCUUUUCGAACCGAUGCAGCUCUCUCACACCGGCCUCUGUGAGCAACCUGCAGGAAAUCGGAGCAUGGGCGCAUGUCAACAAGCCCAGAGUGCAGCCCUACCAGGAGAUGCAAGUAUGGGAUGGUGUGAGCGAUGCGCGCAUCUCCUUCGACUGGCAUACCGCGAAGCCCCUUCUUGCGCCCCGUAAUCCCGCCCAGCCUACGACCAUCGCAUACAUGAUAGAGAACGUCAACACGGUGACUGCGCUGCUGAGCCGGCUCGAGCAACUCGGCGGCGUCGAUUUCUACACGUCUACCAAGGUCGACUCGAUACAGCUGGGCGCCGACACAGACAAGGUGGAUUUUUCGUCGUGGCCGGUACUCUCUCUGUCCAAUGGAAAGAGGCUGGCCGCAAGGCUGCUGGUGGGAGCGGAUGGGGCAAACAGCCCAGUGCGUGCGUUUGCAGGCAUCGAGUCCCGAGGGUUCGACUACAACCGGCACGGCGUCGUGGCCAGCUUGAAACUCGAGGGACAAGGCUGGGGCGGACCAGACCACAAGAUUGCAUACCAGCGCUUCUUGCCCACGGGACCACUGGCUAUGCUGCCGUUGCCGGGCAACAUGUCGACGCUUGUAUGGAGCACAACGCCCGAGCGUGCAGCUAGGCUCAAGGCACUGUCGCAACAGGACUUUGUUGCCAUGGUGAAUGCAGGCUUCAGACUGUCGCCCACUGAUCUCGAGUACCUGCAUACACUGUCGUCGGGACACGAGGAAGAAGUUGCCUGGCGCGAGAAGCACACGCCUGUCGACGAGCACGCCAUACCCAUGCGCGUGACCAAGGUCCAGGCCGGGACCGUUGCGUGUUUUCCGCUCCGGAUGCGACACGCAGACACGUACACGGGCGAGCGAGUGGCACUGGUCGGCGAUGCCGCGCACACGAUACAUCCGCUCGCAGGCCAAGGCCUUAAUCAAGGACAGGGCGACGCCGCAGCGCUCGCUCGCACCAUAUCACAUGCCGUGCAGACGGGCCAAGACAUUGGGUCUACAUUGGCGCUGGAAAGCUACAACAGCGAACGGUACGCCGAGAAUAACGCCAUGCUGGGCGUCUGUGAUAAGCUGCACAGGCUGUACAGCGUAGAAUCCGGCCCAAUCGUAGGGCUAAGAAGUCUUGGUUUGAGAGCGGUGGAUGCAAUGGGCCCGCUCAAAGGCUUCUUUAUGAGCAAAGCAGCAGGCGGGUCGUGAGCCGCAAUCCUUGUACUUUGAUAGUUGUGCAUAUGUCUGUAUCCAUAUACUAGCUUGGCAAGCCCACGGAACCUGGAAUCCGGCUUGCACAAU
Molecule: messenger RNA, 1591 nt
Organism: Exserohilum turcica Et28A
Lineage: Eukaryota; Fungi; Ascomycota; Dothideomycetes; Pleosporales; Pleosporaceae
Exons: 2
Coding region: 14-1498 (494 amino acids)
Biological process (GO): ubiquinone biosynthetic process
Cellular component (GO): mitochondrion
Molecular function (GO): 2-octaprenyl-6-methoxyphenol hydroxylase activity; FAD binding; oxidoreductase activity, acting on paired donors, with incorporation or reduction of molecular oxygen, NAD(P)H as one donor, and incorporation of one atom of oxygen
Source: RefSeq, a predicted model, not a curated record